Molecule: messenger RNA, 1526 nt
Organism: Anopheles darlingi
Lineage: Eukaryota; Metazoa; Arthropoda; Insecta; Diptera; Culicidae
Product: histone H3.v1-like
Exons: 2
Coding region: 216-1286 (356 amino acids)
Source: RefSeq, a predicted model, not a curated record
CGGUUCCAGUGAUAGGUGCGGCGGUUUCGUUUCGGUGCUCAAUACCUCGUCGUGAGUUUCGUGGACGGAGUUUGCGGUGGAAAUCGUAGAAGGGCCGUUGAAGGGGCUUUGGAAAACGUGUUUUCUUUUUGUUGUCUGCAAGAGGUGCAAGGGCACUAGCCUACCCCUCCCCCCUAUUUCUCCCUCCUUCCCACCCUUCAAAAGGGUUAGUGAACAUGCAGUGCCGAUUUGUUGGAUUGUUACCGUUGUUCUUGUUGUCGCUGACGCUCGGUAGUGUACCUUUCGUGCGAUCGGCACCACAGCCCAUCGAUUUUCUGUUGGGUGAUGAAGAGCUGCAAGCCGUGGUGAAGCCAAUUCCAGCGGAAACGACUACCGCGGUACCAGCCGAAGAACUGCAGCAGCAGCAACAGCAGAAGAAAAAUGAGGAAGACGAACAGCACGAAGAACAAGCGACAGUCGAUCCUGUAGAUGGGGAGCAACAAACGGAAGAUCCCUAUGGUGAUGAUUACACGACAGAAGAGGCAGAAGAAGAGCAGGAGCAUGAAGAGCAGGAACCGGUGACCGAGGAACCAGAAGUUGAUGAGGAACCCGCUACCGAGCCUGUAACGGACGUACCGAAGGACAAUUCGGUGAAGAACGUGACGGAAAAAGUGAAGCCAACAUCAUCGCCACCAUCGACAACAACUUUGCCAAUAACUUCCACGGCACUUCCGGCUGCAUCGGCCGACAGAUCCGAGGAGGAUCGAAGCGGUUCCUCCGAGGAACAACUGACCAUAAACCCAAUUGUUGCUCAAGAGCCCGAAGAUCAAGACUCUGCUGAACUUGCGCAAGAUGUGAACGAUUUCAUACAGGAUCUGGCCAUAGAGGCCAGAGCGCAAGCUAAGGAAGGUCCGAAGGCGGUGAAUCCACCUGCCCCAACGAGCCGUGUUCCGGUGGAACCGUACCCGAGGGAGCUGCCACCAACUAUGCCGGGAUCUACGGGUUACGUUCCGAAAUCCCUCGAAAGCAACGAGGAUUCGAACGAGCAGGAGCAGGUGAAAGUGAAUCCGAUCGUUGAACAGGUGACUAGCGGUCCGGUGUUAACCGAGGAACAGUACCGCACGCUGGUCGAUAAGCUGAACUGGUACGAUCAGCGCCGUUUCACAGGCUUCAACCAGUGGCCAACGAAUGGCUUUCCGCAACGAUCGGCCGGAUUACAGCGCGAUGAACGACAGCGGCAGUAUCAAAGUCAUGGUUCCGAUAGUUUUCAUGGUCACGGCGGAUUUCACCGUGGGGUGUGGCAUUGACGUGAACCACAGAAGCACACCCAAGAAGGAACCGGCCGAUUGACCUUGCCUUUCCGGUGAGGCGCAGCCACAAUAAAGCCGAAUCGAUUAAUACUAAGAUUAUUGUUCCGCGAGAUGCGCGAUGAUGAUGCAGCGUCGUUAAGUCAUCGUGUGAUUGGGGAAGAUGCGCAGACGAUUCACUUGUUACUGUGAUUGAAGGAAGGAAAGCGCGACGCAAUGGCCACCGAGAAUAAAGCGUAA